Molecule: messenger RNA, 2461 nt
Organism: Capsicum annuum
Lineage: Eukaryota; Viridiplantae; Streptophyta; Magnoliopsida; Solanales; Solanaceae
Exons: 3
Coding region: 293-1939 (548 amino acids)
Molecular function (GO): protein binding
Source: RefSeq, a predicted model, not a curated record
GCAUAUAUAUAAGACCCCAACUAGACUGAUAUUGUUGAUAAGCGUAAGUCCUAACUCUAUAAGUGGUGCUCAGUACUUCGCUUUCACCACCGAGAAUCACUGCGAAACGUUGCCGUUUUCACAGCUUCUCCGGUGACAUUGCCUAUUAUUACAACAUUUUGGGAUCUCAAAAUUUGAAAAAACUAAGAAAGAAAGGUUAAAAGUCUUUUGGUGGAUCCGAAUCAAAAGGCUCAAAGACUUUUUUUCUCCCUUCAUAUAACCUUUGGUUAACAACUUUUGAGUUAAAGAAAAAAUGGGAGUGAAAGUUGCUACAACUUGCUUGCAAUGGGCUCAAUCUUUUGUUCCUCAUACACCAUCUUCUUCUUCUCAAAGUUUUGCUUCUGCAAUAUCUUCCCCUACUUCCAAACGUCGUAGUAUAAGCAGCAAAGGGUCUCGUGUUUGCCAAUAUGUCCAUAGGUUUGAACAAUCGGCACUUUUUGGUACGCAAUUGUUGAACCUAUACAGAUCUAAAUCUUGUGAGCAAGUUAAGCCAAGGACUAGAACAAUUAGAAGGGCUUCUAGUGCCGGUGAUAGCCUAGAUUCGUUUUCGGAUGAAGAGUUUGCUAAGGAGAUUCAAGAAUUGGCCAUGAAAUUUCAGUUAUCAGACGACGAAAAUUCGAGUGAUAUUAGUUCUGAGGAUGAAGUUAUUGCUGAAAGUGUUGGCAGUGAUAGUAAUGAUAUCAAGUUUAUGGGGUGUCAAAAUCCGUUUCAUAUUCUAGAACAACCGGAUUGGCCUGACAUAAUUCCUGCGAAUAUCGAGUGGAAGGCGAAUAGUAUGGACCUCCCUUUUUCUCUUAGGAUUAUUAAGAGGAAAAAACAAUGGCAAGAUGGGGUUAGGGAAGCAGGAGAGUCCGCGUAUUGCUCGGUGAAGAAAGCGUUUUCGAAUAUGGUGUUCAUAAUUCGAGAGCUGCAAAGCUACACUUUGCAAAUGAGGGAAAUGUUAUUUUAUGAAGAUCUACAAGGGAUUUUGGAGAGAGUACACAAGGAGAUGCAUGCAUCUUUUGUGUGGUUAUUCCAGCAAGUAUUUUCACAUACACCAACUUUAAUGGUAUAUGUGAUGAUACUGUUGGCUAAUUAUAGUGUUCAUUCUAUGGCGAGCAGUGCUGCUAUUGCUGCUACACCUCCACCACUUACGGAAGCUGUAUCUACUUUAGACGAGGGUCAUGUCAAUCAAAAAUUUGAUUCGUCUGUGAUUAAGACAUUUUCGGUGUCAUCUUCAAGUGGAAAAAGUACUUCUAUUGGCGGUGGCAUUGGAGGUGGUGGUAACUACAAGCCAAUUGCUAGUGGAAAUGAUGGUGACGGGAGGUUUGACGGGCAUGCGUUGUCCAAUGAGAUUUCAUCACUUGGGAGCGGUGGGGUCAGCGAGGAAGAGUGUGUAUCUGGACAAGAAAUCAGCGAAGAGGAGUUGCAGAUUUGGAAUUCACUUGUCGAUGAGGCUUCUAAGAUGCAGGCGUCAACGAGAGAUGAAGCGUUGGAUCAUGAAACCAUGCAACGAUUUGUGUCACCAGUACAUGCAAGUAUUGAUGCCGAUGAUUACGAUGAGUAUUACAGAACACAGUUUACGUAUCAAUUGGGGAUACACCGAGAACCACAAAAUACUCUUUUGCUAGCCAAUUAUGCUCAGUUUCUUUUCUUGGUCGCCCAAGAUUAUGACAGAGCAGAAGAGUACUUCAAAAAAGCAGCAGAGGUGGAGCCUAAGGAUGCAGAUGCAUUGGGCAAGUAUGCAAUUUUUCUCUGGAAAGUAAGGAAGGACCUUUGGGCUGCAGAAGAGACCUUUAAUCAAGCCUUAGCUGCAGAACCAGGCAACACAUUUUAUGCAUCUAAUUAUGCUAAUUUUCUAUGGAAUACUGGUGGUGAAGAUACUUGUUUCCCACUCGACUCCUCAGAUACCGAUCUUUAAUCCCCAAAACCCCAAUAGAAAAGAAAGAUGAUUGAUCUAAGACGAAGAUGUAGGGCCAAAACAAGAAAACAUAAGAGAAGAAAAAUCUUAUUUGUCAAAGAUACAAAUCAAGAAAAUAAAAUAAUGGGUUGACAACAAGGGGGUGUCCAAGAUAAUUUUGGUUUGCUACAUUUGAACUGCUCUCUUGGAAUUUCCCUUUGUUUGGUAAUUGCUGGACAGUGUUAUUGUGGAGACAAGGAAGAACAAGGAGGGUCACUUUGAGUUGUUAAUUAGCAACCAUAUCCCGUUGGCCUUAUUUUCCUACUACUUUCUAGUAGUAAUAUGAUAAAAGCUCCUCAUCAAAUGUGUAAAUUCAGCAAAGUCUUGGCUUUAGAUCAGAGAAAACUCAAGAGGGUUCUGCUUGUGAUUUUUUCUGUUUUCUUUAACAGUUUUCCUUUUUCUUUUAUUUUUCAUAGUUGACAUUGCCAAAUUGUAAUUAAACUUUUGUUAAUAGAUUAAUUGCAAUAUAUAUUUUUCUUGUAA